Messenger RNA from Phyllotreta striolata, 1814 nucleotides. NCBI's taxonomy places the organism in Eukaryota, Metazoa, Arthropoda, Insecta, Coleoptera, Chrysomelidae. The record is from the annotation of a GenBank genome assembly.
AUUGAAGGAAAGGAAUAAAGACGCCAUAUUUGUGAAAAUAGUGGGUUUAUCAGGGAGUUUAUUUAAUUAAUAUAAUAACUAUACUAAUUCAUAAUUCCAUAAACACAGCAACGAAACUAGUAAGGAUUAUCGAAACAGUUAACACUUACAACCGGUCGAUCAUUCGCACUCAAAAUGAUCAUUUUCCAACGCACUUAACCAAAAAAAAACAAAUAUUAAUUAAAAACAAUCACUUUUAAUAAGAACAGUUUUAUGAGUACUUUAAUUAGUACGUCUUUGUGAAUGGGUUCCGCAAUAUAAUGCAUUCGAUAACCUAACGCAUGAAGUGGGUCCAAAAAUCAAACAUGCAAAGGUUUUUAUUGUAAAUUAAAAAUUAGUUUAAUUAGCAUUAGCAUGGCUAGCUCGUUCGAUCACGAGGACAAAGAUUGCUGGUAUUUCGGGGCCAUUGGCAGGCACGAAGCCACGAAUUUGCUCAUGGAAGAGAAAGAAGGCGGCGUAUUCCUAGUUAGAGACAGCGCGUCAUCCGUAGGGGACUACGUUCUGUGCGUAAAGGAAGACAGCAAGGUUAGUCAUUAUAUAAUAAACAAGACGCAGCUGCAGGAUCAGCCGCGCUACAAAAUCGGGGAUAAUUUCUUUAAGAAUAUACCAGAGUUGCUGUCGUUUUAUAAGGUUCAUUACUUGGAUACCACUCCGCUUAUUAGGCCUGCCACUAAGAAAGUCGAAAAAGUUAUAGCUAAAUACGACUUCGACAGUCAGGAAAAAGAUGAUCUUUGCUUCAAAAAGGGGGAUAUUUUAACUAUAUUAUUUAAGGACGAGGAACAAUGGUGGACUGCUAGGGAUAAAAACGGUAGAACUGGUUCGAUUCCGGUUCCAUAUGUUCAGAGAAUAGAAGAAACUCAAUUUCCUAAUGAAAUUCCUAGGACAGGUUCCGGCGGUCCGGUUAGUAAUGCUUCCUUGCAAGCUGAAGCAGCAAAAAGGAAUCAAAUGCAGCGAAAAUUGCCGGCGAAAGCUCGCGUUAAACAAGUGCGAAUACCAAAUGCUUAUGAUGAUACCGCAUUGAAGCUGGAAAUAGGCGAUAUCAUAACGGUAACGAAGACCAACAUAAACGGGCAAUGGGAGGGAGAACUGAACGGAAAAACUGGAUAUUUCCCAUUCACGCAUGUGGAAUUCCUGGAUGAAGAGAACGAAAGUUAGUCAUGUUUGUAAUUUUUUUCAAUGUUUCGCGAUUUGUAUAGAGCUCGAAUUUUGUUUUGUAUAUUUAUUGAUUUUUUAUCUCAAUCGGCACUAACAUUAACCAACCCCUACAUAUUAUACAUUGUAUUCUAUCGAUUUUAUUUAUGAUCAAUUACACACUUGAGCUGUUAUCGUUGAUUUGUAUUUUUUAUUAAUUACAUAUCAGUAUUUUUGUCCUCUCAUUUUAUUGUAGAUCAAGCGAUUCGGCUUUUUCGCCAGUAAAAAAAUUUUAUCAUUCAAACAGCGUCUUAUUUAAAAUUAACUACAAGAAGUCUGACUGACUACUCUCGAAUAAACAAAAAUAUAGUCAAUAAUGUAUACAAUUUUAUCGAUAAAAAAACGGAGUUGUAUAAAAAUUCAAAAGAAUAUAAAUUCAAAAAUAUAAAAAAUAUUAAAUCGUAAAAGUACAAGCCUAUUCUAAUUUGUGGACGGACUUAAAAAUUAGCACAAAAUUCUAAUUAAGGCCACAACAAUUCGAUAUUCGGAGAUUGCAUUUUUUUGAUCACUUUGAACUGAGAGUAAACUACCAGCCAGCAAUACGCCUGAAAAAAAGCAAAUAUUAACAUAUACACAAAAAAAAU